AUGGCUCCAUCUGCUGUGGAACAAGCUGAGGCUGGCGUGGCUGCGCUAGAGGUCAAGGACGAAGACUUGAAGAAGCAAGUCCCCGAGGAAGACGAUGAGAACGAAGACGUUGAAGCUGAGGCUGAAAACCAAGCCGGUUCUGCGGACAAGAAGAAAAAGAAAAAGAAGAAGAAGAAGACUGCCGCUAAAAAGAAGAUUGCCGGAAUUACUACCUUUUACCCAGAAGGAGUGUAUCCAGAGGGCCAGAUCAUGGAGUACAAGGAUGAGAAUAACUACAGAACUACGGACGAGGAGAAGCGUUAUCUUGAUAACCAGAACAACAACACAUGGACAGAGUUCAGAAAGGGUGCGGAAAUUCACCGUCGUGUUAGAAAAUACGCUCAGUCUGUGAUUAAGCCUGGUAUGACCAUGAUCGAAGUAGCCGAAACCAUCGAAAACGGUGUCAGAACAAUGAGUGAGGCUGACGGAUUGACCGGUGGAAUGGGAUUCCCAUGUGGAGUAUCUUUGAACCAUUGUGCUGCACAUUAUACUCCAAAUGCUGGUGACAAGACCGUUCUCAGCUAUGAGGAUGUCAUGAAGGUGGACUUUGGAGUGCAUGUAAACGGUCAUAUUAUUGAUUGUGCCUGGACACACACUUUUGACCGCAAGUACGAUCCGCUACUGGACGCUGUGAGAGCGGCAACGAACACAGGAAUCAGAGAGGCAGGAAUUGACGUCCGGCUGACUGACAUCGGCGAGGCCAUUCAGGAGACCAUGGAGAGUCAUGAGAUCGAACUAGACGGGAAAGUAUACCCAGUGAAGUGUAUCCGGAACCUUAAUGGUCACAACAUCAAGCCUUAUCGCAUUCAUGGUGGAAAGUCAGUGCCCAUAGUCAAAAACGGUGAUAACACCAAGAUGGAGGAAGGUGAGACGUUUGCUAUCGAAACCUUUGGCUCUACUGGUCGUGGUUAUGUGGUUGGUCAAGGUGAAUGUUCGCAUUAUGCAAAAAACACGGAUUCUCCGCCAAAUACUCCCAUCCGUCUGGCUCGUGCCAAGCAGUUGCUGGCUACUCUGGAUAAGAACUUCGGCACCUUGCCUUUCUGCCGUCGGUACAUAGACCGUCUCGGCGAGGAGAAGUACCUUUUGGCAUUAUCACAGCUUUGCAAGUCCGGAAUUGUGAAUGAGUAUCCUCCUUUGAUGGAGACUAAGGGAGCCUAUACUGCUCAGUAUGAGCAUACGAUUCUGCUUCACCCCACGGUAAAGGAGGUCGUUUCUCGGGGGGAUGAUUAUUAG
Kuraishia capsulata CBS 1993 is the source of this 1272-nucleotide messenger RNA. RefSeq lists its product as uncharacterized. The coding region runs from base 1 to 1272 and encodes 423 amino acids. Gene Ontology annotation, biological process: proteolysis. Lineage: Eukaryota; Fungi; Ascomycota; Pichiomycetes; Pichiales; Pichiaceae. The transcript has a single exon. Gene Ontology annotation, molecular function: metalloaminopeptidase activity. The record is from RefSeq and is a predicted model, not a curated record.